AUGUAUAUUUACGUCCCGUUCGUAUUAUUAAUCACCACGGUGUUUGCCACCAUAAAUGGAGGUAGUGGUGGUAAUGGAGGCAACUUCAUGUCCCCCAUCAACCAAUUCUCCCCGUUCGACUCACAGGACUUCUGUUCACAAAUCAUCACCCCUACGUGCAACACCACGUUCUCCUACAUCGAUUCGUUGAACGCCAACAUUAGACCUCAUAUUCAAAAAUUGGUGUCAACUCCAUAUUUCCGUCAUUUUAAACUUAAUUUUGAAAAACAAUGUCAAUUUUGGAAUGCUCAACAUUUUUGUGCGACUAGAAAUUGUGCAGUUGAAGUUUUACCAUCAGAUCAAUACAAUUGGCUGAAUCUUUCAAAUUUUGAAUCUUUAAAUCCUUCAAAAUUGGGAGAAAUUGAAUUCCAGGAAGAUGCGGAUGCUGGCACCUGUGAAGAUUUAGACUAUUGUCACAUUGAUGAUGAUCAUCAAUGUGUCUAUGUAGAUCUCUUGGAAAACCCUGAAAGAUUCACUGGUUAUGGAGGUACUCAAUCCUUUGAUGUUUGGAAGGCUAUUUAUUCUGAAAAUUGUUUCCCAAAUACAAAUCCAAUGUCUAUGAAAUCUUCAGAUGAACCAGAACAAUGUGUGGAAAAAAAUCUUUUUUAUAGAUUAAUUUCUGGAUUACAUGCCUCUAUUGCCGUUCAUUUAUCUAAUGAAUAUCUUUCUCCUGAUUCUGAAGUAUUUGAACCAAAUUUAAAGGUUUUCAUGGAAAGAGUUGGUGCUUAUAAUGAAAGAUUAUCCAAUAUUUAUUUCAAUUAUGCCCUUAUUAGUCAGCUGAUAAUCAAGUUAUCUGAGAUUUUCAGUGGUGCCUUGGCUGAUCAUAUUACCUGUGGAGAUGAUGAAAUUCUUGACAAAUCAAGUUCUCAACAAAAAUUGUUAGGUAAUGAUGAACCAGAUUAUAAAGAAGUGUUUGGAUCCAUCAUUCCAACUCUUUCUUCUCAUACCCUUUUCAAUACCUCUACUCUUUUCGAUCCAAAAGUUGUUUCACCAGAGUUGAAAAAUGAAUUUAGAGCUCGUUUCAAAAACGUUUCUGCCAUUAUGGAUUGUGUUGGAUGUGAUAGAUGUCGUAUGUGGGGGAAAUUACAAACUAUUGGUUAUGGAACUGCAUUGAAAAUCUUAUUUGAAACUGAUAACAAACCAGUCAAAUUCAAAAGAAUUGAACUCGUGGCCCUUUUCAACACUUUUGAUCGUAUUUCCAAGUCUGUAGAGGCCAUCAAUGGGUUCAAAGAGUUGUAUACAAAGCAUUUAGAAGAUGUGAAGUUGGGAUUGGCUCAACCAGGAGAUUAUGAAACUCUCAAGCAAAAGGAAGGAUUCAACUUCCCAUUUAAGGCACCAAAGAAGGAAUUUCAACCAGAAAUUCCAAAGGAAACUACAGAAAAGGCCAAGAAGGACACAUCGUCUAAAAAGGAAGAAUCCAAAUCAACUAUAGAAAAUCUUCGUAAAAAGCCAAAUAGAACAUUUUCAGAAGAAUUUCAAGUUGCAUUUGAUGACGUUCUUGAUGCAUUUUACUUUGUGAUUGGAAGUUAUAGAUCGUUCCCAAUCACAUGUUUCAACAUUGCCAUGGUCAAAUUAAACCAUUAUUGGAACAAGUUUGUUGGUAUUAAGGGGACUACCUUCUACGAACAAAUCAUGUUGGAGCAACAGAAAGAAAGCCAAGACAACGAUGCAUACGAAAAGUUAUUUGUCAAUUGA
[Candida] anglica is the source of this 1734-nucleotide messenger RNA. The record is from the annotation of a GenBank genome assembly. NCBI's taxonomy places the organism in Eukaryota, Fungi, Ascomycota, Pichiomycetes, Serinales, Debaryomycetaceae.